AUGAAGGAGAAGGUGCUUCAGCGCAAGGCUGAGGCGCAGGAACGCGUGGACAUGCUACAGAAAGCCAUUGAGGAGUCCAAAGAUGACCUGAAGCAGUGCAAAGCAAGGCAACGUUCGGACGUCUGCGCAAAGCUCAAGGCGCAGCUGGACGAUGCCGUAAAGGAUCUCACCAUCCAUCUGGAGAUGUCAAACAACCAGAAAAGUUCCCACAAUUUUGGUGCCGAAACCCGGGAGAACGUCAGGGAACUCACUCUGGCAAACAGACACUCAACGGAAGCUGCGACAGCCUCACGCAGUGAAGCCAACGAACAACGUGAACGAGCGACUGCAAUGGAGAAACUGAAGAAAAAACGAGCGGUCGUCCGAGCUGCGGUCACCAGGAUUAUCAACGAGAUGACCACAGCAAUGAAAGGAGCUCCAUCGCAGCAAGGUGAGCUUGACGAAAAACUUUCUCUCCUUGCUUUAAAAGAAAAAUCGCUUCGUGAGCUUGACCAACAAGUAGCCGACCUGACCGACGUGAACGAUAUCGAGGAGGAAACGGAAGCUAGCCUCGGUUAUGAAGAUGCUAUCAGCAUAGCCAGAACUAGAGCCUUGAGGCAGCUACAAGAAGUCACGAACAACGAGACAACCUCCUCUACCUCUAGCAACGUGUCGCGUAUGGAGGUACAAAGGGGUAACGGCGCAACUGUCCCAAACGUAAAGCUACCCAAAUUGGAGUUACCGAAGUUCAACGGAGAGCUGGCGGAGUGGCAGACAUUCUGGGAUCAGUUUCAAUCGUCAAUCGACCAGAACCCAGCAUUGUCUCCCGUAGACAAGUUCAAAUAUCUCAAAGUGUAUCUGGUCGGCCAAGCGGAGUCUGUCAUCAAAGGUAUUCCGGUAACCGGGGACAACUAUGGCACGGCCGUAGAACUACUGAGGAAGAGGUUCGGCCAACCCUCCGUCAUCGUCAACGAUCACCUCACGCACCUGUUGAACGUUAAACCAAUCACUAUGUCAGACGCGGCGAAUGGGCUCCGCAGGCUCUAUGACGAUGUGCAGACACGCAUGCGGAGCCUCAAAAGCUUGGGAGUUGACUCAGAUUCGUAUGGGGUACUGUUGCACACUGUUCUCCAGAGAUCUCUUCCUCCUGAGCUCAUUCUCAGAUACAAUCGGAGUUUGAUUGUCGAAAAGCGACCACAGACCGAAGGUAGAGACGACCUCGCGAGGUUGCUUGAGUUUAUUGAAAUCGAGGUGGAAACCAGAGAAAAAUGCCGACAGCUCACUCCCCACGCGAACCAACGAACGGCACCCGAAUCGCGCCACCGAGAGUUUCGCUCCGAAAAGGGAGGCUCUGCGGCAGCAUUGACCAGUGCCGCGAAGUCAGAAAUGAGGCGCUGCGUAUUCUGCGGCUCUAACGAGCACAUCUUGGAGAACUGUACGUCACCCCUUACGAUCCAAGAAAAGAAGGAAAAACUGAAGGCGGAGAACAGGUGCUUUCGGUGCACAAAGCAGUUCCAUCGCUCCCGAGAGUGCAGGUCCGCCCAGAAACUAUCGUGCGCAAGGUGUUCUAGGAGACAUCUAACCGUGAUGUGCGACCCCGAGUGGGCAGGAGCAGGGCAGUCGACGAGCUCUGACUCAAACCCGCCUCAGUUUAUUGGCAUCUCGAGCGCCUGUACAACCAGCCACAAUCAGGUGCUCCUUCAAACGGCCAGGAUGCGAGCGAGGGGUCAGACCGAGACUUCCCUGCGAGCACUAAUCGAUGGAGGCAGUCAGCGAACCUUCAUCCGUCGAGACACCUCCGAAAAACUUCGAUGUAGACCAGUUGGAGAGGAGGAGUUAACGAUAUUCGCUUUCGGUGAGUCGGCGCGUGGUACGAAAAGAAGAUGCCGCCGGGUGGAGCUUAUACUUCGAAGCCACCACGGAGACGCCGAAAUCGUCAUCGAGGCCUUGGAGGUUCCGGAGAUCUGCGGAGAGAUUUUGGGCAUCACUGAUGGUGAUCUGAUCAACAGCCUACAAGGGCAAGGGAUCACACUCGCUGAUCUACCUGUGGGGGACUGUCAAAGGGAGCGUGGAGUGAGCAUUCUAAUAGGAGCGGAUUACUAUUGGAGGGUCACCACCGGGAACGUGCAUCGCGUCAGCCCUUCACUGACCGCCGUGGAGACUAUCUUCGGGUGGUCUCUGCAGGGCCCCCUGAAGGUGAACAACGCUGCCAACGUAUGCGCAACGACAGCCGUCUUCAGAGUCAACGUUGACGAGACCCCAGGGUGCAUCGCAACUGAACUGCGUGCAUUCUGGGAUCUUGAAAGCCUUGGCAUUAAGGACACCUUCCAGAGUAGCGAAGGUAAUGAGCCAUCGAAAGAACUGGUGACUUCUUUCAACUCGUCCCUGAUAAUGACUGACGGCAGAUACGAGACCCGCCUCCCUUGGAAGACCUCAGAGCGUCAAUUGACGAACAACAAGGAGGUUGCUUCUAUGCGCUUGACAGCCUUGCUGAAGAAACUUCGCCGAGACAACUGCCUGCUAACGCAGUAUGACAAGUCGAUAAGGGAAUAUAUGAGCAACGGCUUUGCUGAAAGAGUUCCCCCUGAGGAUGAAGACGGGCCCAUUGGCAUGACACAACAUCGCUGGGGAAUGGUCGGACUGGUGUUCCCAACUUUCUGCGCUUCGGGAGAUGUCGAUUCCACGAAGAUACACCAGCCUGAAGGGGGACAGCGACGUCACGACUGUCCAACUUCAUCUGUUUUCCGACGCUAG
Molecule: messenger RNA, 2733 nt
Organism: Ixodes scapularis (black-legged tick)
Lineage: Eukaryota; Metazoa; Arthropoda; Arachnida; Ixodida; Ixodidae
Exons: 3
Coding region: 1-2733 (910 amino acids)
Molecular function (GO): zinc ion binding; nucleic acid binding
Source: RefSeq, a predicted model, not a curated record